AUGCAGAAGGACUCCGGCCCACUAGUGCCUUUACAUUGGAUUGGCUUUGGCUAUGUAGCACUGGUUGCUCCCGGCGGGAUCAUUGGCUAUGCAAAAGCAGGCAGUGUCCCAUCCCUGGCUGCCGGGCUCCCGUUUGGUGGACUAGUGAGCCUCGGUGCCUAUCAGCUGUCUCAGGAUCCAAGGAACAUUUGGGUUUUCUUAGUUACAUCUGGAACCUUGGCUGGCAUUAUGGGAAUGAGAUUCUACCACUCUGGAAAAUUUAUGCCUGCAGCCUUAAUUUCAGGUGCCAGUUUGCUGAUGGUCGCCAAACUUGGAAUUAGUGCUUUGGGUAAACCCCAUCAGUAGAAGUCAUGGCCCAGCUUGGACUCAUGAAGAAUUUUUAAAUUUUCACUAUUUUUAGCAUAUUAAGAUAAAUAAGUACAGCAUUUUCACAUAUGCUGACA
This is a messenger RNA of Balaenoptera ricei (Rice's whale), 443 nucleotides long. Its product is annotated as transmembrane protein 14C-like. The transcript has a single exon. Gene Ontology annotation, cellular component: mitochondrial membrane. Lineage: Eukaryota; Metazoa; Chordata; Mammalia; Artiodactyla; Balaenopteridae. The coding region runs from base 1 to 345 and encodes 114 amino acids. Gene Ontology annotation, biological process: regulation of heme biosynthetic process. The record is from RefSeq and is a predicted model, not a curated record.